Homarus americanus (American lobster) is the source of this 5789-nucleotide messenger RNA. RefSeq names its product neural-cadherin-like. Gene Ontology annotation, molecular function: cadherin binding; calcium ion binding. The record is from RefSeq and is a predicted model, not a curated record. Gene Ontology annotation, cellular component: plasma membrane; adherens junction; catenin complex. The transcript is spliced from 32 exons. Gene Ontology annotation, biological process: cell-cell junction assembly; multicellular organism development; calcium-dependent cell-cell adhesion. Bases 151 to 5451 code for a protein of 1766 amino acids. NCBI's taxonomy places the organism in Eukaryota, Metazoa, Arthropoda, Malacostraca, Decapoda, Nephropidae.
CGCCAUCACCACGAACUCCGGAAGCUGCGGCGGAGGAACAUUGAUAACAGAUUCCAGCCCAAAUUUACCCACACGGAAUACCAACAGACAGUGAAGGAGAACCUACCUUUGCACACAUCUAUAUUACAGGUCCAGGCUACGGACGACGAUAUGGACAGACACGGACUAAUUCAGUACAGAGUGAGCGACCCAGUCAACUUUGAGAUAGACGAGGGCGGUGUCUUAUAUAACAUCAGGCCACUGGACUUUGAACACACCAAUGGGGAAUAUCUUCUUCAGAUCUACGCCGAGGACCAAGGGAUGCUCAGGUCAACAAGGAAGCAGGCGGUGGUUGCAGCGGUAAUUAGGGUCGAGGAUACACCUGAGCCGCCUUACUUUGACGCUGAUCACUAUGACUUCUCUGUGUCUGAGUUUGCUGGUGUAGGGUCAUACGUCGGGACGGUGGUGGCCAGGGACGCUGAUCUUAACUUCGACAGAUAUGAACUGCGCCAAGUCAACCCCCCAGGCAUGUUCGCCAUCGACAAUACAACAGGCAUCAUUACGGUAAAUAGUGCCAAUUUUCAAAACAUUUGGGAAUUCAAGUUCUCCGCCGCCGCCAUCGAUAAAACUGACCUCAGUUCUACAGUCCCUUUGAAAGUCAGCAUAAUAGCUAGCAGACCCAUGUAUGCCCGCCUCACAUGGCUUAAGGAUGAGAACACCCACAAGCCAGUGUUUAGCAACUGUGAAGACUAUAACGGCAUCCAAGUGAGGGAGAACCAGACAGCUGGAGAGAAAGUCGUAAUAGCGACGGCGACUGACGCGGAUCACGGGGUCAACGGGGAGGUCACCUACUCCCUGCUGAACGACUUCGACAGUUUUGCCAUCAUCACCGACAAUGGCAAUGGGAAGGUUACCACCACCAGGAAGCUGGAUCGCGACCGUGAGGACAAGGAGUUCUUCCUGACUGUGAUCGCGAGGGACGGUGCACCCAAGGAAGCUCUCCAGGAGGCGUGUUCCUUCAAGGUAGUGGUGGAGGAUGUGAACGACAACCCGCCUAUCUUCGACCAGCCGCGGUACGAACAGAAUGUCGCCACGGACCAUAACAUCAACACCCCAGUACUGAGGGUGACGGCUACGGACAUGGACGCUUUAGAGAAUGCCGAGGUUACAUACACGCUGGGCGGGACUACUGAAGAUCUGGAUUAUUUCAACGUCAGUCAAUCCACAGGUUUUAUCACCCUGAAGAAGGCGCUCGACGAAAACAUGGCUGGUAAGAAGACCUUCCAGCUAGAGGCAAGAGCGACUGAUAAAGGCGCACCACCGAUGACGGGUCUGGUGGAGGUGAUGAUCCACGCUGUGUCCUCAGGUAACCUGCCGCCGACCGUCGUGAAGCAGGAACCGAGCGAUCCCUCAGUACCCGAAGAUACCAGUGAGGGCACUGAUAUUGUGGUCGUUUGUGCCAAAUCUAACAUCCCCAACAACGAGAACGUCUACUUUACUUUACUCAACGGCAACACGAAGGACACUAACGAAGACGGGACCUUCGCUAUCAGGUUCUUGACAGAAAGUGAGCGGAUGUGUCCAGGUGGCAGCAAGGGCGUGGCCAUUUACCUCGCGAUGAGAAGCCUUGACUAUGAGUCCAUCACGGCGUACAAACUCAUUCUGCAGAUUGUGAACGACCAGAACGCUCGGCAGGACGUUCAGAUAGUGGUGGAUAUUGUGGACGUGAACGACAACGCCCCUUUGCUGCAGCCGUUUGAUGGCGCCAUCGUGGAGAACUCACCUAAAUCCCUCAUCACCACUAUAAAGGCCAUAGACAAGGAUAUCACCCCUGCCUACAGAGAGUUGGAGUACGCUUUCGAUCCAACAGCGACUGACGACGUAAAAAGGAAGUUUGAGCUUAACUCAAACGGUCAACUGUGGACGACCCAGGAACUUGAUCGGGAGGAGGUCAACCGAUAUCGUAUCCCGAUACAAGUCACCGAUGGCAAACAAGGCCACAAGCGGAUGACUAUCUACUGGAUUAUGGUGCUAGAUAUCAACGACGUUCCUCCUCGAUUCGACAAGGCGAAAGGCGUCUACUCGGUUCAGGUGCCGGAGAGCAAAGUACCUGGCAAGAAUACAGGCAUCAACCUCGUCGUGAUUGACCCCGACAUUGUGAACCACAACGAGUUCCAGAUCGUUAAUGGCAACUACGAACAGAAGUUCCGAAUCGAUUCGACUACUGGCGAAGUUUCUAUCAACAAGGAACUCGACUACGAUGACCCAGCCCAUGACAGAAACUUCACGUUGCUGGUCCGGUUGAGUGACGGGGCCAACAAAAUGGCGGAGACUUACAUUACUAUCAACGUUACCAACAUCAACGACAUACCUCCGGUGUUCAUCCCCAACAAGUAUAAUUACACCGUCACUGAGAAUAUAGACUGUGAUAAAACCUUCGGAAAGGUGUCAGCGAUAGACCCGGACCUUCCUCCUGACGUCUACCAAAAUAUUUCUUACUACCUGCCCAUAGAGGAGCUCAAGAACUUUACCAUCAACAACAGUACAGGAGAGAUCGCUAUCAGGGGCUGUCUUGACCGCGAGGCUGCAGCUACACGGGGCAUCAUGACACUCUAUCCUCACGCCGCAGACGAGCAAGGGACUGGACACGAAGCACACCCAGCGGCUGUCACCCUUACUAUCAAUGACGUCAAUGACAACCAUCCAUAUAUCCAAAGUCCGGACCACAGCUACGCAAAGUUCAUGGAGAACACACCGCCAAAUGCAACCAAGAAUCUCACCAUCAUGCUGAGCGACUGGGAUACCUUGGAGCAUGGGUGUCCCUGUACGCUAGCCUUCGACAGCAACACGCCCAGUGACAUCACCGACAAGUUCAAAGUAGCGCCCGUAGAGGGCAUCGCCUCACAGUACAGGCUGUGGCCUCUAAAAAUGUUGGAUCGUGAGGCUCAGAAGUUCUACGAGAUCCCCUUCAGGACAUCUGAUAGGGAGGGAGUCAGUGGGGUCCGCUAUCUCACUGUGGAGGUCGGUGACGAGAACGACUCUCCAAUGAGUGACGGCUCUAGCACCAUCAAGGUGUACAACUAUCAGGGACAAUUCCCGCCCAUGGUGAUCGGGACAGUGUACGUGACGGAUCUGGACGACUACGACGUUGGGGAUAAGACCUUCGAGAUCGACGCCAUCACUCGAUCUGGAGUCGACACCCACUUCGACGUCGACUACAACAACGGGAACAUCACCAUGAAGAAAGGCACCCCUGAGGGAACAUACGAACUCAAGGUCAAGGUAACGGACAAGUUCAGAAACGAGACGGCCAUUGGAGAGGUAAAGAUCACAGUGGUGGACCUAACGGAGGAGGCCGUUAUGCACUCAGGCUCCUUCAGGGUCGCUGGAUAUACCACCCACCAGGUCUUCGAGCAGCAAGGGUCGGCAACGUCAGGCACAAGUCUGUACGAGCGGCUGAAGAAUGAAAUCGGGAGGAUCCACGACAUCAGCCCGGACAACGUGGACAUCUUCACCCUGAGGGAUGUGGAGGGUGGCGACGUCGAUAUCCGCUACAAUUGUCACAGUUCUCCCUACUACACUGCCUCCAGGCUCAAUGGGAUCAUGUUGGCCCGCAGGACGGAGUUGAACGCCAACCUGAACAUCACCCUGAAGAUGGUGAACAUCAACGACUGCCUGUAUGAGUCUUUGUCUCCUUGUGAGACCACCAGCUGCCAGCAGUCCUUGAGGCCCAACAUCACUUCCCCUCUCGUGAUCGGCAGUGACACCACCACCAUGGUCGGGGUUGAUAUUACUGAAGAAUACACUUGUGAUUGUGGAGCCUUGGAGCCUCCUCCGUCAGUCUGCUACAGCGGCUUCUGCUACAAUGGCGGCGACUGCAUUGAGGUUAACAACACCCUCACGUGCAAGUGUCCUGAUGACAACUACGGCCCGCGGUGUGAGCUCAAGAGUGCGAGGUUCGAGAGAGGGUACGCUUGGUAUGAGCCUCUGAAGGUGUGUGAGAAUGCAACCCUCUUUAUGUCCUUUGAUACGAAGGAAUCAACAGGGCUUCUUUUGUAUUCCGGACCAACUGUUCUUAAACCUUGGAGCAAUUAUCCGAGGGAUUUCCUCUACGUGUUUCUCGAGAACUGGAUUUUACAUGCAUAUAUAGACUUGGGAACAGGAACUAUUAAAAUGGAUAUUCCUAUCGAACAGAAAGCCGACCGCUCCUUCGACUACACUAUAUCCUGGAAUGACCGAGAUAUCAAGUUCGAAGUGGUCAACUGUCUCGGUAACACGACGACCGACAGUUCAACAACAUGCAAGAAAUCUGUUCCCCUGGCAGGUUUGAAUGUCCCCAGUCACCUCCUGAAUGUCGGAGCUCCCUUACAGGUGGGUGGAGUGACGGCCAUGAAGCCUUUCUCAGAGCUGGCUGGUUCUUAUGGCUGGACCCUCACACCCCCCAUCGUUGAUCCCUUCUAUGGGUGCGUGUUGGAGCUCCGUCACAAUGACUACCUCUACGACCUCAACUCUACAGACUACGACAAGAACACCUACAAGCCAUGUGAUGCCCCCAGCCCGGCCCGUGUCAUUGUCGGGAAAGAAUCGAUUGUCAUCAUUGUCGUCAGCUUACUAAGCCUCAUAAUGUUGGUGCUGCUGAUCCUGUGUUUGGCCCGACGGAACAAGAAAUCCAUCUCAUACCCUGAGUUGGAUGGCAUUGUGAAGGAGACUAUAGGAGGAACUGACCUCGAGGGCUUUGGCGAGAAGGACAUGACCCAAUAUGACCUUAAACUACUUAGGGUCGGCCCUGAUGGUUACCUCUUCAAUGAACCACAGGGUGACUUUAACACGUACACUAACCCAGUAAUGACAGAGAGACUACUAGGAGAAGCUGACCCAAGUACUCUGCGUCAGGAGGAGAGGCGCUUACCAGACGUGGCUGACGACACCCUGCAGAAGCGAGCGGCGCCCCUUGCGCAGAUGCCCGAGGGACUCAGCAUCGGGGACUUUAUCAGCGACAACAUCAAGAAGGUGGAUAAGGAUCCGAGUGACUUCGAUGACGUGCGCCAUUACUGUUUUGAAGGAGACGAAAUGUCCAUUGCAUCUCUGUCCUCCAUCGGAUCGGGAGGCUCCUCUGACAGUGAUACGCCAUUCGACUACAAGAACGAUUGGGGUCACCGCUUUGAAAAGCUCAACCAGAUUUACGGACGAGAGUCUGACGAAGAUGAGGAUAGCGACUUCGAGUUUCCCAACAUUCCUAAACAGAGGAAAGGCGACUCUCUUCGGCAGCUCAGCAAGACAAAGUCCCCCGCCAGCAGCCCCUCCCAGUCUCCCGCUGGUGUGGCCGCCCAGCGCUCCAUGGAUGUGCCGCCAGCAACCCCUGCCAAGCCUAAAGCUAAGACCAGCAAGGAGAGUCAGCAGCCGGAGUACCGUGAGUCAGUUAACCCCAUGGCCACCUACGAUACCGUAGAAGGGGAGGAGUCUUGGUGCUAGUGACUAAUGGUAGCGACAAGUAACAGGAGGUCAAGGCAGGUAUAAGGAAAACAAGAAACUUGUGCUGCUCAGGAGACGGACUGAUGUACAAGCUGACAAAGUAAUGACCAAAUAGCUAAGUCAAAAUAAGUAAUGUAUGUGAAUGAUCAUUUGUGGUGCACUUUUGUAUCAAAGUCUCGACUGAUGGUUGUCACUGCCACAGUCAUAUCUCGUUGAGCGUUGACAAGCUACUGAAAUAUGUGAAAAACUAAGGUAACUUCCCUUAGGCCAGUUUGAUGACUAUGUUCAUGACAAUAAUUUACACAGAUCAGUGAAUAUAUAUAUAUAUAUAUAUAUAU